Messenger RNA from Acomys russatus (golden spiny mouse), 2178 nucleotides. RefSeq names its product ras homolog family member V (gene Rhov). Gene Ontology annotation, biological process: small GTPase-mediated signal transduction. Lineage: Eukaryota; Metazoa; Chordata; Mammalia; Rodentia; Muridae. Gene Ontology annotation, molecular function: GTPase activity; GTP binding. The coding region runs from base 123 to 833 and encodes 236 amino acids. The transcript has 3 exons. The record is from RefSeq and is a predicted model, not a curated record.
GCUAGCCUCUAGCGGGCGUGCCCAGCUUGGACCGACUGUCAGCCUCUGCCUGCGAAACCUGCUUCCCCGAGCGCCGCGGAGCCUGGUCCGGGCUGGCCCCUCUGCUACCCCGGGAGCGGGCCAUGCCGCCGCGGGAGCUGAGCGAGGCCGAGCCACCGCCUCUCCCGGCCUCGACACCUCCUCCGCGGCGGCGCAGCGUGCCUCCGGAGCUGGGCAUCAAAUGUGUGCUGGUGGGCGACGGCGCGGUGGGCAAAAGCAGCCUCAUCGUCAGCUACACCUGCAAUGGGUAUCCCGCGCGCUACCGGCCUACGGCACUGGACACCUUCUCUGUGCAAGUCCUGGUAGAUGGAGCCCCUGUGCGAAUUGAGCUCUGGGACACCGCAGGGCAGGAGGACUUUGACCGGCUUCGCUCCCUCUGCUACCCGGAUACCGAUGUCUUUCUGGCUUGCUUCAGUGUGGUGCAGCCCAGCUCCUUCCAAAACAUAACAGAAAAAUGGCUGCCAGAGAUCCGCACUCACAACCCCCAAGCACCUGUGUUGCUGGUGGGCACUCAGGCCGACCUGAGGGACGAUGUCAAUGUGCUAAUUCAGCUGGACCAAGGAGGCCGGGAAGGCCCAGUACCCCAACCGCAAGCCCAGGGUCUAGCCGAGAAGAUCCGGGCCUGCUGUUACCUUGAGUGCUCGGCCCUGACGCAGAAGAACUUGAAGGAGGUGUUUGACUCUGCCAUUCUCAGUGCCAUCGAGCACAAAGCCCGCCUGGAGAAGAAGCUGAAUGCAAAGGGGGUGCGCACGCUCUCCCGCUGCCGCUGGAAGAAGUUCUUCUGCUUUGUUUGAGCAGCUGUAGCAGUGCACGAGGUAGGCAGGUGGCCUGAGACUUCUGGACCUCGGACAUCGGGUACUGGCAGGGCCUGGCCAACCCCUGGGACUCAGUUCCCUAUUGAACACAGGGGAUAUGAGCCUCGAGCUGCACACUCUGGUAAGCCAGGGUGAGCCUCUGUCCUGUGCAAGGGGUGGCUCUGAUUUGCAUUUCUUUGGUCAGGACUCACAGGAAAAUCCCAGCACAUUGAUUUUCAUGGGCUAAUCCCAUCAGUGUCUGUAUCCCUGAGCAGCCUGAGUAAUUCCCAGGUUCUUAUGGGGCCACAGGUCAGCUUGGCUGAAUGCAGGCCCCUUGUAGGGGUCCUCGCUCUCUCCUAGCACAGGUGUAGCAAAGCAGGGCAAAUAGUUGGGCAUCUUGGAGGGCUGGCAGGUGGUCAGCCUUGGUGGAGAGCUUUGAGAUGGAGAAGGAAGAAGCAGCCAGUGAAAGAUUAAGAGGAGAAACAGAAAGCAAGGCUUGAGGUGGUGACUGGAGGCAGAUCAGAGGCCUGCGCCUGGAAGGAGGAAGAUGGGAAAGAGAGCAGGGGUGGCCAGCUGUAGAGAAGGCUGACACCUGGGCUGCCCUCAAGCCCCAGGGCCAGGGAGGGUAGAUCUGCUCCCUGGGAAGAACUGGGUCUCAGGGCUCCCUAGGCACUGCCCAAACUGGCUGGGCCAGCAGAGGGCAGGAAGUGAGAGUCAAGGCCCAGCAAAGGGAGGGGGAGGAGCUGCAAAUGAGAGCCUGAAGGAGGAAGGGGUAGGGACCAUCCCUUUCCCCAAGGUCAUAGCUUAGAAGGUAAGCAAGCAAUGUGCAAAUAAAACCUUCUGUUUCUGAAGCUGCUGUCUCUGUGGUUUCCUGGAGCGAUCAGCCCAAUGCCCUUUCAUAACCUCUCCCAAGGCCCGACAGUCUGGGUAGAUGGCUUGGGAACUGAGGCUUGGCUGAAGGGAGGGGACUGGAUCAGAUGGGACAGUGUGAUGGGAACUGGACUAGGGGGAACAGGUGUGGGGCUCCCUGCUUGGGGCUUGGCUUAGUUGGUUCCCAGGAGAGCUAGCGUGGGAAGCAGCCUGGAAACGGGUUUCCCCAGGUGUCAGCGCCAGAGCAGCUUUCCCAUGACCUCACCAGGUAGGUGGGGCCCCUCCCCUCCUCCUCCUUUCUAGGGUAUGAUGCUCAGCACUGGGGCUCUAGGACAAUCUCAGCCCUCUAGCCUUUCUGCUCCCAUCCUUUGGACAGUUUUUAGGACCCAGGGUCUGGCUGGGCAAUGUCACACAGCAGCUUGAAUACCUGUACCUGUACAGCUUUAAACCUCAGACACUGGCCAAAGCUUGUGGU